Brassica oleracea var. oleracea is the source of this 597-nucleotide messenger RNA. RefSeq lists its product as uncharacterized. The transcript is spliced from 2 exons. The record is from RefSeq and is a predicted model, not a curated record. Bases 74 to 472 code for a protein of 132 amino acids. NCBI's taxonomy places the organism in Eukaryota, Viridiplantae, Streptophyta, Magnoliopsida, Brassicales, Brassicaceae.
UGUGAGAGGACCAAUAAGUAGUGUAAAAUCAAGGAAGACAUAAUUACGAGGCUGACCAUUUAGACAUUUGGUGAUGGAGGUAGGAAAUAAGGAAGAGGAGGUGAAGCCGGAGAUGGUGGCAGGCCUGGAUGAUGAAGAUGGGAACUUGGAGUAUGAGAUGAUGGAGGAUGGUGUGGAUGAUGCGAGUUUAGAGCGAGAGGCAUCUGGUGAUUUAAACUCCAUGGAUGUUGAGGAAGCUUUUCCGAUUGAUGAAAAUGAAGACUUAGUAGGAGAGCAAGAGCACCAGUUCCCAAAGAAGAAGAAUGGGAAGAUCACAGCUGCCGUAAUGGGAGGGAAUGCGAAGAAAAGACUUGUUCAGAGUUUCGUGUCUCCACGGAAAAAGGCAAUGGCAAAGCAAGCCAGUAAGGCGGGAGACAAGGGUCUAGUUCCCACAAAGAAGGCUUUGGUCAAGCCGAGACCAGACACGGAUUAAUUUCCCCUGGUGUUUUCAUUUAAUUUAAGUUAUGAAUAAGUGUUGGGCUUUUGAUAUAAAGUCUCUGUUUUUUCGUAUAUUGUUUUCUUGGUUUAAGUUGCCUCUGAUGAAAACUUUAUGCUUAU